AGUUCCUUGUGCGAUGGCGUCCUGGACUUCCUUGUAUCCCGCCACCUCUUCGAGACUCAUCCAGGAUUACCUCCAGGAACACUCACAGACUUGCGGUCUGCAGCCGUGAACAACAAAUGGUUUGCUCGGCUGGUUGUGAGGCACGGCUUACAUCAGCAUCUUCAGCAUGGCUUGGUGGAACUUGACUGCGAGAUCCGAAAGUUCGUGCAAAACGUGAAGGAAAAACCAGACGCUUCAUGCUUCGAAGACUUGUCGGCCCCAAAGGUGCUUGGAGACUUACUUGAAAGCAUAACCGGUGCCAUAUUUGUGGACACUAACUUCGAUUUGGAGAGGUUGUGGAGAGUGGUGCUGCCUUUGUUAUCGCCUCUGGUCACUCCAGCGACGUUGCGUUUCCAUCCUGUGCACAUUCUUAUGGAGCUUUGCGCGAGAAAAGGCAUGAAAGUCAGUUUCUUCCGGACAGAGGCGACCACGACUGAAGUAAGGGUGACUUUUGGAGAAGAAUCGCUUGUGGAAACUUCGCAGGAGAAGCCGAGGAAAUCUGCAAAGAUAGACGCGGCUCUGAAGAUGCUUGCCAGUCUCCAAGUAAGCUCUGGAAAUUCCUAACGCAGUCCUCUCUCUUUUUUUUGCUAGACUUCGCGGUGCUAAGCUUUUGUUGUAUCAAAAAGUAAAUGUCUAGUGGAGAAAGAAAUGAAAAUAUAUUACUCAACAGUUGUAUGAAUAAUUCAAAAUAUUAUUGUCCAUCAGUUU
Messenger RNA from Selaginella moellendorffii, 747 nucleotides. Its product is annotated as endoribonuclease Dicer homolog 1. The annotation marks the transcript as partial. Gene Ontology annotation, biological process: siRNA processing. The record is from RefSeq and is a predicted model, not a curated record. The transcript has 2 exons. Gene Ontology annotation, cellular component: cytoplasm; nucleus. Gene Ontology annotation, molecular function: RNA binding; ribonuclease III activity. NCBI's taxonomy places the organism in Eukaryota, Viridiplantae, Streptophyta, Lycopodiopsida, Selaginellales, Selaginellaceae.